AACAAGAAUAAAGCUGAAGGACCCAGUCUCCCUCCUUCACUGCAGAAGGCAGGGCAGGUUAAAGUAGGAAGAAGCUAGAGGCCAGUCUUUUUCCAAGCAAGGAGACCGCUUUCCAGGCUUAGCUGACAUGAUUAAAGUACUUCUGAUUUCUACAGCUUUGCUCCUUUCUCAACACCGAGGGACUGCACGAAGGGAAUUACCUGGGGUGAAGGACUAUGAAGUGGUAUAUCCACAAAAACUACACACGUUACAUAAAAGAGAUGUAGCAGGAAAUCAAAAUCCCAACAAUGGGGCAAGAUAUGACGACAGGAUGCAAUAUGAAAUUAAAGUCAACGGCGAGAAAGUGAUACUUCAUCUAGAAAAAAAUAAGGAUCUAUUUGCCAAGGACUACUCUGAAACUCAUUACUCACAUGAGGGUCGAGAAGUGACAACAAGCCCUCAGAUCAAGGACCACUGUUUUUACGACGGUCACAUCCAAAAUGAUAAUGACUCAGAAGCAAGCAUCAGUGCCUGCAGUGGUUUGAAAGGAUAUUUCAAGACCCAUGGUCAAAGAUACCUUAUCCAACCCCUGAAGCUCACAGACAGCGAGGAACAUGCAGUCUUUAAAUAUGAAAACCUGGAAGAUGUUGAAGGCCCAAAAACUUGCGGCGUAACCAACACUACGUGGGAAUUAGAAGAUCCCAUCAAAAAGUCCUCUAGAUCCAGCACCAGUCUGGAAAAACAGGAAUACCUGAAAGCAAAGAAGUAUGUCGAAGUCUACAUAGUUGUAGACAAUGCUGCGUAUAGGAAGUACAACCGCAACAUGACGAGUAUAAGAACACGGGUUUUUGAAAUAAUCAAUUACAUCAACAUGGUUUAUAAAGCCAUAAACAUUCAUGUGGCUUUGAUUGGUCUAGAAAUCUGGUCAGCUGGGGAUCCGUUCACUGUGAAUUCUUCAGCCGGCACCACCUUGGACAAAUUCUCAACAUGGCGUCAAACCAAACUGCUGAAACGGAAGAAUAAUGACAAUGCUCAGUUACUCACAGCGAUUGACUUUGAUGGGCCAACAGUAGGCCUGGCCUUUGUGGGAACCAUGUGCAGUUCUACUCAUUCCUCAGGCAUUGUUCAGGACCAUAAUUCCAAUCCAAUUUCAAUUGGAGCCACCAUGGCACACGAGAUGGGGCAUAAUUUUGGCAUGAAUCAUGAUACUAGCUUCUGCAAAUGCAAUUCUGGAUCUUGUAUCAUGGCAGCACAACUCAGCUACAACAUCCCCAAGGAUUUUACUGCAUGCAGCCUCCAGGAUUUUCAGAAAUACAUUUUGGACCGAACACCAGUAUGCAUUACCAAUAUGCCUGCACUGAAAGACAUAGUAGCACCCCCUGUUUGUGGGAACAACUUUGUAGAGAAAGGAGAAGAAUGUGACUGUGGAACUCCAGAGGAAUGCACAAAUAACUGCUGUGAAGCUGCAACGUGCAAGCUGAAGCCGAAUGUCAAAUGUGCAUUUGGAGAGUGCUGUGAAAACUGCCAACUUAAAAGAGCAGGGACUCUUUGCCGACCUAUAAAGCAUGACUGUGACCUGCCCGAGCUGUGUACUGGCCAGUCCCACGAGUGCCCAGUGGAUCGAUUCAGAGUCAAUGGAUACCCUUGCAGAGAUGGCCAGGGUUAUUGUUACAUGGGGAAAUGCCCCACCCUGCUGAGCCAAUGCAUUGCUCUUUGGGGAUCAGGUGCUACAGUAGCUGUAGACUCUUGUUAUAGGACUAACCAGAACGGAGUUUAUUAUGGACACUGCAAAAAGGGGAACGGCACAUUCAUCCCCUGUGCAAAAAAAGAUAUACAGUGUGGGAAGUUAUUCUGUACUGGUGGUUCACAAAUGCCUACAGCUGGAAACCUACUAUCUUUUGACACAUGUAAAGGCAGUUUUCCCAACGACAAUAAUGAAGACACAGGCAUGGUCGCUGCUGGAACUAAAUGUGGCAAUGGAAUGGUGUGCAGCAAGGGACAAUGUGUUGAUAUCGAGAGAGCCUACAAGUCAACCAACUGUUCCGCCAAGUGCAAUGGCCAUGCAGUGUGUGACCAUGAACUGGUAUGCCAGUGUGAAGAAGGAUGGGCACCACCCAACUGCGAUAGCUCUACAACAGUUCAAUAUUUCGCCAUCAUUGCCGGUGUGCUAGCUGCCCUUGCCGUCAUUGUGAUAAGCGCUGCUUUAAUCAUCCGCUACCGAAACGCUAAGAAGAAGCAAGCUCAGAGUGGCCAGAGCAGAGGUGUAUCUGGAGAGACAAACCAAGGCUUCUCAGGGCAAGAACAGAAGAGAAGACAGAAUGCUGCACCUGUCCAGGUCCACGACACAAGAUUCCUCCUUCCCACUCCUCCACACCAGGCAAACAAGCCACAAGUCUAUGUUAAUAUCCCAGAGGAGAGAUCCAAUGGCAGGCCAGCCAUCCACCAAAAUACAAAAAUGCCUAUCGUAAAGCCAACCAUUCCACCACCUCCAGUUCCUACUGCCAAACCAGAUUUUUCUCCUGGCAUGGGCAAUUCUGUAGCACAGACGAAGUCCACUCCUUCACCAGUCCCUAAGGGCAAACCUGCACCCCCACCACAGGCUUUAAAACCACCAGUCAAACCCAGAGUAUGAAGCUACUGAAGAAGAAUUGAUCGAGAUUCCUGACAUUCUGAGGGACUGUUUCCAUCUCUGUUCACCUUGUGGUUCCUGCCUUUGCCAAGGGGAAAUGAUGAUAGUACCAAUAACUUUUUUUUUUUGUAAAUGGACUAGCAAUUUCCUUGAAAGAAAAUGUGUUUUUUCAAAUAAUGUUGUAGUCCUUGGAUAGUGACAUCAGCCUGCCAUUCCUGGCUUUCCUGACGAAAAGCUAGGGGAAUAGCAAACUGCACUGAGGGGUAGACCAUAUGUGAGUUAUUAAACCAGCUCAGUAUAUGUUUUAGGUUGGACAUUACAAAAAAAACAUCUUAACUGUCAGGGUGGUGGUUAAGCACUGGAAUAAAUUGCUUAGGGAGGCUGUAGAAUCUCUGUCAUUGGAGAUUUUUAAGAGCAACUUAGACAAACACAUCAGGGAUGGUCUAGAUAAUACCUUAUAUUAUAAUAAUAAUAGUCCUACCAUGAGUGCAGGGGACUGGACUAGAUGACCUCUCCAGGUCCCUUCCAGUCCUAUGAUUCUAUAGUCUAAGAUUUGGGAAAGUCUGUAAAUUGCAAACUACAUGUAAAGUUAAAGGACCAUCAAAAUAGCUGGAUCAAUGACCCAACAUUACCUUCAGUGGUGAACAAUACCUGAUGUUUCAAAAGGAGGUGCAAAGCUGUCCAUAGUAGAACAAAAUUCCUUCCUGACCCUUGGAGGAAGUCAGCUUGUAUCAUUGAAGCAUGAGGCUGGAUUACCUUCCUGUUGGUCAGUUCAUUAGCUCUUGCACUGAUUGGCAAUGCUUGAGAAGUAUUUUGGUUUGGAAAAGAUCCUUUGGGAUUAUAGUACCCCUUUAUUCUCAAUCACUUAAAAGGCCCCACAGUGAGCCAUUUUGAGUUGGGAAGAUUGGAGACAUGAUCAGAGACUGUAUGAGAGUCAACCAGCUAGUUGCUUGGAUCACAGGUCUCCUGGAGAGCAUGCUUUGCCAGCCUGACAUGGAACUUCAGAUGCCAUAAUUGAACUCCAAGGACAAUGAAAUAAAAUCCCUUAAUUUGUUUUAUUCACCACUUAGUUCCAGAAAUAUCUACUUCACCCACUCCAUUCCAGCAACAACCAGGGCUGGCUCCAGGCACCAGCCGAGCAAGCUGGUGCUUGGGGGCGGCAGCUUGUAGGAGGCGGCAUUCCGCCCAAUCCUACGGCGGCACGGCCGCUUUUUUGGUUGUUGUUGUUGUUGUUGUUCCGCUCUGGCCGCCCUGUAGGGGGCGGCGGCGUGGAGGACGGGAGCGAGCUGCAGCAAGCCCAGCAGGGCAGCCUGCGUCCUUCCCUCCCAGCCGACUGGAGCGGCACGGAGCCCUCCCGGCAGGCGGUGCGGCAGGAGGGGCCGCGUGGCAGAGCCCCGCUGAAGCCCUGGCCGCCCCCCUUCUCACUCUCCCCCCGCUCCGUCCCCAUCCCCCCGCUAGCCGGGAGGGGCCGCGUGGUAGCGCCCCGCUGAAGCCCUGGCCGCCCCCCUUCUCUCUCCCCCCUGCUCCAUCCCCCUCCCCCCGCUAGCCGGGGCACAUCUGCAGGGCAGGGAGUCCCUCUGCACCCUGGCUCUGGCCACGCCGCAGGUUUUUUUUUUUUUUUUUUCUUGCUUUGCCGUUUUGGCUGCCACGUUUUUUUUUUUUUUUUUGCUUGGGGUGGCCAGAAAGCCAGAGCUGGCCCUGGCAGUGACACACUGGUAUUUUCUUAAUUGUAGGAUUACUCUUUGCACUCUGCUGUAUUAUUGUAAGUGUGCUAAUGAGUACUAGGCUGGGCACAUUGAUUUAUUAUUGUAAGACUGCUCCUGGGUAUGGGGCUUUGCACACUAAGAUGUUACUAGAAGGUUGUUCAUUAGUUCUGGGCUGCUGGCACUGCUGUUAUUGAUACUUGUGGCAUUGAUAUGAUUGAUGUUACUAGCAUCAAUAUAUUUAGGUUAAAGCACAUGGGAGUAUGUGUCAAGGAAAAAUGUUACAAAAAAUAAGAUUAACCUUGUAUCCAAAGCACCCAAAAUUUCAUAGAGGUUCCAGUUUGAACCAAGUUUGGUUCUAGGUCAGAUUCAAAAGCAGAAUGGUCCUUUCAUUUUCAGAACUGGUUAGGAUGUGGCUCAGGAUGGCAGAUUUCCACCACCUGAGCACAAAAGUGUUGCUAAGGGAGAUCUUCUCCCGGCUAGAGAACCACCGAAGUGAAGUCAUAGCCUUGAAUUAGCCUCCACGUGAAAUUUGGAAUCGCCUCCUAACUCAAAUCCCGAUCAGGUUCUGAGCACUCCGUUUGGCCUGUUCUUUAAAAUGAGCCAUAUUCUCAGCUGGUGUAAAUCUAAGCUGCAUAGAUGUUAGCAAAGUUGUGCCAAUUUGCACUAGUUGAAAUUCUGGCUUACAAAAGUCUUAUUGAUAGUUAACAGCUACGUUAAAAAAAAAAAAAAAAAAGAGG
Messenger RNA from Malaclemys terrapin pileata, 5051 nucleotides. Its product is annotated as zinc metalloproteinase-disintegrin-like ohanin. Gene Ontology annotation, cellular component: plasma membrane. The record is from RefSeq and is a predicted model, not a curated record. The coding region runs from base 128 to 2611 and encodes 827 amino acids. The transcript is spliced from 25 exons. Gene Ontology annotation, molecular function: metalloendopeptidase activity. Lineage: Eukaryota; Metazoa; Chordata; Testudines; Emydidae. Gene Ontology annotation, biological process: proteolysis.